AUGCCACAACAUCAAGGGGGACAAGUCACUACUCAGGAACCUACACCGGUACAAACUAAUCCCAGACCUUCUGCCAGCGCUAACACCAUCCGAGCUUGCACUGCCGCUCGAAGAGAGAUGCCUAAUGGGGAUAUCUCGUUGGGAAAAAGCGGAAGAAAAGGAUUUCACGGGCAGAAAGGCGAAGGGAAGUUCGGAAAAGCCUAG
This is a messenger RNA of Prunus armeniaca (apricot), 204 nucleotides long. NCBI's taxonomy places the organism in Eukaryota, Viridiplantae, Streptophyta, Magnoliopsida, Rosales, Rosaceae. The record is from the annotation of a GenBank genome assembly.